Molecule: messenger RNA, 3317 nt
Organism: Struthio camelus australis
Lineage: Eukaryota; Metazoa; Chordata; Aves; Struthioniformes; Struthionidae
Source: RefSeq, a predicted model, not a curated record
AUGGAGCUGGUCAAACGAGGAUCGGAUGGAUCAAGGCUAUAUGACUGUGUCUGGAGAUACAAUUCCAGUGUGAACGAGUGGACAGAAGUGUCUCCAAUGUUGAAAGCAAGAGAAUACCACAGCUCUACAGUCCUGGAUGGGCUGCUGUACGUUAUCGCCUCCGACAGCACAGAGCGCUAUGACCACUCCGUGGAUACCUGGGAGGCUCUGCAGCCCAUGCUGUACCCGAUGGACAACUGCUCCACCACGUCGUGCCGUGGCAAGCUGUUUGCUAUAGGCUCCCUGGCUGGCAAAGAGUCCAUGGUUAUGCAGUGCUACGAUCCCGACAGCGAUCUCUGGUCCCUCGUGAACUGUGGUCACCUGCCUCCGUGGUCAUUUGCACCGAAGACUGUAACUCUUAAUGGGCUCAUGUACUUUAUAAGAGAUGACUCCGCUGAAGUGGAUGUUUACAACCCAGUGAAGAAUGAAUGGGAUAAAAUCCCUGCCAUGCUUCAGGUUCAUGUCGGGGGGAGCGUGGCUGUACUAGGCGGAAAGCUCUACGUCUCUGGUGGCUACGAUAACACGUUUGAACUCUCGGAUGUCCUGGAAGCUUAUGACCCAGAAACACGAACAUGGAGCGUAGUGGGCCGACUUCCCGAGCCCACCUUCUGGCACGGCAGCGUCAGCAUAUUCCGACAGUUCAUGCCAGAAACCACGCAGGAGGAUGACGGCAUCACGCUGGACAACACCAUCAGCUUGAACAGGCAGCGCCAGAACCUUCAUAACCAGAACCUUAAUGAGCUACGUUAACAGGGGAACAUACCGUCUCUGGCUUGACGUGAGUUCGUUAUACGGAACCAGCGUUGCUUUGAGAGGAGGGGAGAGGUAAACUGGUGCUUGGAAACAAAAACAUACUGACCAGUGGAGAGGGAGUAAAAAUUCUGGAAUUAUUAAAAUGCUGUAGUAGAAACGUAGUUGGCAGAAAGUGAGAGGCCUCUGGGUGCAGUGUUCCUCAGCCCUUUUCUGUGGAGGGAGAAGAGAAGGCGCAGCGUGAUUCACAGAGAAGAUCUGAGAGGUGAACUCUGAAGCAAACAAUCACGUUAAAUAUCACUGAAGAAUCACUUGCAGUUACAGCUUUUGGUCAGACACCUUUCACUAGAAACUCCUUCAGCCUGCAACACUUCACAUUUGCUGCCAAAUUCCUUUCUUCGUGGUUUCUUCCUACGGGGAAAAAAAAAAAAGAACAGAAGAAAACGGGCAGGACCAAACCCCCGAUGGCUUGAGCGUGCUGCAGCGGGAGGGCUUUUUCUGGUAGGGCUAGAGUCUGGACCCACCGCUUCCUGUUCAGCGUUUCAGAGGAAGACAGACCUCCUGUGCCCACCUUCCUCUGUAUGGCUUGAGGGGAAAACCCCUUCCUGUGAGAAGAUAAAGCUCUGUUGUUGGUGAGAGGUUAAUUCGAGAAUAGAGCCCAGCCUAUCGCAUCACUGUAGUCUUUGAUUCCUGUUCAUACUUUCAAAGAGAGCAUACAUGUGCUUUUCCUGCUGCGUAGCCAGGAUCUUACUGAGGCUAGGUUAUGAAACUUCACACUUCCCAUUGUCUGGCCUUGAAUUCUUCAGGCAUUUUGUUUUUUAAGUGGUAGCAUUUUAAGUUUUUGCAGGUAUUUGUUGCCUUACUUUCGAGGAGAAUGACUUUUUUAUUAUUUAAGAAACACCUUCAUCUAUCUUUUAAUCACAUUGUCACAACUAGAUUGUUUUCAGUUUUGAUCACCCAAACUGCACUUUCCUUUAAGGAGGAGGGAGAAGGGGGGGGAAAGCAAAUAGCCCUCUCAGCCGGAGUGUUGAGUGACUUCUGGGGGCGGGUAGCUUGUGCCAGGGUCCCUCAGCCUUUCUCCUCUCGCAGUUUUACAAAGCUUUUGUUUAUAUCAGGCUACUCGGCUGCUGGCUGAAGUUGGCAGAAAAUUCCCUUGAGGCAUGUUCUUGUGACUAAGGCUAUUUGCUGUUGGUUCUUCUAUAUCAAGCUCUCGGCACAUGCGUUGGGUUAGGCAGAUCGGCCCUGCGUAGUAAGGGCAUGUUUUUCCUUCUUCACCGUUUUAAAGGAACUACGUCAGAAUUUUACUAUUUUAGAAGUUACCUGGAAAGUGAUAGGAAAGAAAUAUAGCACAGGUUCCUUAGGAAGUUCAGCACAGACUUACAGGGAAAAAAAAAGCUGGUGGUGAUUAAGACACCUCGAUAAAAAGAAUUGCUUUGAGUUAAUGCUCACGUAAGGGAACCUACUGAGCAGCUGGAGAGUUCUCACGCCUGUCUUGUUCUUCGGUUUGCAGAAGCGCUUUGCGUUUGACCAGUUGGAAAAUGCUACUGAGGUAAUUUGGUUAAGGUGUAGGAGUUUACAAGAGUGUUAGCAGAUUAAAAGAUAAUGAUUUUAGGUUUUCCUUUUGGGGGAGGGUGCUGUGUAAGAUUUGCUUUUAUACUUGCUCAAGUAACCUAGUUAGCUUGAGUUGUAUUUCCUCUAUUUAUCUGGGGCAAGUGUGUUUCAGUUGAAGAGAAACUUUUUGCAGUUGACUUGUGGAAUGUCUCUUGAACUAGAAAAUGAUUAAAAUUGCAGUAUGGCUCAUCUGAAAACUGGUAUUACACCUUCAGGAAAAAAUGGAAGAUGUAAUAACAGCUGAGAUGGUAGCUGGUUUUGUGCUUUUUUUUUUUUUCCCCCAGUAGAAGAAAAUUAUGAACCUAAACUUAAUUCAGAAAUGAGAAGCCCAUACCAUAUACUUGAUGGCGUACCUUCUAGCUUGCCACUGAACGGAGUACAGUCAGAACCCUAUCUCCAUAACAAGCAACAUGUUCACAGCUUACAAAAAAAAAAAAAAUGUUUUGCCUUGAAUACUGUUUUAUGCUAAGCUACUUAGCGGUGAAACUUGAGAAACUUGUUUGUGGAAUUUGGGCUAUUCUUAAAGUCUAAACCUUUGACAGUGCCUUGAAACUGUUACAUGCUGGUAGGCUUCAGCCUGCUAAGGAUCCAAGAGGAGACGGGCACAAUAAAGGUGUCACUUGAUAGAUUCAGCAGUCUCUCAUUGCUAUUUCAGUUUCAAACUCCGUCCCUGAGGUGUCAGCUGCUGGAGGAGCCUUGUCUCCUGCGCGAGCAGAGGGGCUGAGGGUAAGAGCUGGCAGAGCCCCCUCCACGAUGACGGCGCUGAGCGGGGCCCUGCGCAAGCGGGCAGCGUUUGGCCGCUCGACUGUUCAACCCAGCUGCAACGGUUCCCCUCUGAGAGUAACGGGGCAGAAAGUCCCACGGCUUCUCCCCGCUCCUUGGCUGGGGCGCAGGCCUGGCCGGGGAGGGCAGCAGUG